AUGAGCAAUCAGGCGUGUUCAUCCAUCGGACCGCGGCCCUUCUAUGUUUUCGGUCACAUGGCUAACAGCUUAGAAGAAGUAGAUGACUUCGUGGCGCGGGGCGUGAAUGCUAUCGAAGCUGAUCUCACGUUUGCCUCCGACGGGACGCCAGAGAAGUUCUAUCAUGGAGGGCUCUGCGACUGCGGCCGCGACUGCGAAAAAUCCGUGGAAGCCAGCACGUACUUAUCAUAUCUCAAGGACGCCGCCAAUGAAGGUGGCAAGUUUGCUGGUAAGCUCCAGCUCCUAUACGUCGACACCAAGACUGACAGCCUUUCCAGUGGCGAGAAAUACCAGGCCGGCAUCAACCUCGCCAACAGCUUGACAAACCAUCUUUGGAACAAUGGCACAAUUCCCUCCGAGCACAUGCUGAACGUCAUCGUGUCCGCGUUCUCAACGAAAGACAAAGACAUUCUCUCGGGAGCACUGGACACCUUCAAGGGGGCCGGAAAUGCAUCACUCUUUCUGGACCACGUGGGUUUCGACAUCAGUGGGUACGACUUGCUGAGUGUCAUCGCCGGUACGUACGAAGAGCUGGGUAUCAGCCAACAUCGCUGGCAGGGUGACGGCAUAACUAACUGCUUGGUGGAUAUUUACUGGGGAUCGCGCACUAAAGCUGCGACAUCACGGCGAACUGCUGCGAACACGACGCAUGACUACGUGGACAAGGUGUACGUCUGGACUGUCGACAAUCCAUUGACCAUGCGUCGAUUCCUGAGGUUGAAUAUAGACGGUAUGUUGACCAACGUGCCAACAACUCUUCUCAGUGUCCUCCAAGAAGCUGAGUUCUCGAAGAUGUACCGGCUUGCCACUGCCCAGGAUAACCCAUGGAAGCGUAUUGUUUAA
This is a messenger RNA of Rhipicephalus sanguineus (brown dog tick), 882 nucleotides long. RefSeq names its product dermonecrotic toxin SPH. Gene Ontology annotation, molecular function: phosphoric diester hydrolase activity. The record is from RefSeq and is a predicted model, not a curated record. The coding region runs from base 1 to 882 and encodes 293 amino acids. The transcript has 6 exons. Gene Ontology annotation, biological process: lipid metabolic process. Lineage: Eukaryota; Metazoa; Arthropoda; Arachnida; Ixodida; Ixodidae.